Molecule: messenger RNA, 813 nt
Organism: Punctularia strigosozonata HHB-11173 SS5
Lineage: Eukaryota; Fungi; Basidiomycota; Agaricomycetes; Corticiales; Punctulariaceae
Exons: 5
Coding region: 1-813 (270 amino acids)
Source: RefSeq, a predicted model, not a curated record
AUGCAUGUGCUAGAGGAAGAUCUCUCCACUCUUACACCGACCCAGCUCCAAUCCUUGCUUCAGAAACUGGAUCUCGCCGCGGCCGCCCCGCCUUCCGAUCAACAGGCAGGUCCCUCAAGGCGUACUGGGAGACCGGAAUCCGAUUCCGAUGGGGUGGAGGAAGCGCAAUCGACGGAAUGGGAGGAGGAAGGGCAUGCCGAGGAUACAGCUGGGCAGCCGUCAAUCCGGCGUUGGCCCAUCGUGACAUCUUUCACGCUGCCAGAUGGCCAGACCGAGCCGGCUCCGCGUCGCUCUUCGCCUAUGCAGUGGAGCGACGAUGAGGCCAUCCCACGGCCGGUCCCGAGGAAAAGGGGCCAUGUGCUCAAGGGAACAGGAAAGUUUUUCGCGACACCGUGCACGAAGUGCGGCACCGCGGGGGUGCGAUGCGAGAUGGGCUGGUAUCCGGGAGCGGCGUGCAUGCGCUGCCAACGACAGAAGAGCGGGUGCGACAAGGGCAAGGGGGAGAAGGGCCUCAAUCGCGGUGGGGCACGCAGGCGGCGCAGGGGCGCUGGGUCAGAGGACGUCCCUGCCGAGCCAAGGCCGACGAGGGUGCCGGAGAACGAGAAUCCCAACCCUUUCCGGGCCAGCGCCGCGUCAGCUCGGCGCAUCGAGGGUAUCCUCGAUCGAUGCGCAGAACGCGUUCGAACGAGCGCGGAUACUCGCGCUACGGAGAUCCGGACGACGGUCGGCGCGGUGCUGCGCACCAUAGAGCUUACCCAUGCCGCCGGAAUGAUGGCAGCGGAAAUCGAGCGGCGUCAGGCCCUCACGCGUUAG